Molecule: messenger RNA, 1167 nt
Organism: Aspergillus bombycis
Lineage: Eukaryota; Fungi; Ascomycota; Eurotiomycetes; Eurotiales; Aspergillaceae
Product: putative cyclin
Exons: 5
Coding region: 1-1167 (388 amino acids)
Biological process (GO): positive regulation of DNA-templated transcription, elongation; regulation of transcription by RNA polymerase II
Cellular component (GO): cyclin/CDK positive transcription elongation factor complex; nucleus
Molecular function (GO): cyclin-dependent protein serine/threonine kinase activator activity
Source: RefSeq, a predicted model, not a curated record
AUGGUGCCGGAGAAGAAGGAUGGCUCGAACAAUCAGGCCGCGUCGGAGACAAGCAUACCGGAGCCGCCUUCCAUUCAUCCCUCUUUCAUCCAAGUAGCCAAGCCGUAUAUCUUCGAGCAGACCAUUCAACAAUGUAUUGCGGCCAUGGGCGUCAAUCCCCUACGCGAGGAGGGACUGCGCCUGCAAGGAGUGACGUGGAUCGAUAAUGUUCGCCGAGUGUUAUAUUUACCUAUCCGUACCUUCAAUACGGCUGUGGUGUAUUAUCACAAGUUUCGACUCGUUCAUCCUGACAGCGAGUAUAAUUAUAUGGAUGCUGCUGCGGCUGCAUUGUUUACAGCUUGCAAGAUCGAGGACACAUUGAAAAAGUCCCGGGAGAUUGUAUGUGCAGCAUACAAUCUCAAAUUACCACCUUCAGAACAUAUAUCUCCCGACAAUCCGGUCUUUGAAGUACAUGCCAGAGGUAUCAUCGGAUUGGAGAGGCUCAUGCUUGAGGCAUCAGGCUUUGAUUUUCGGACGCGUCACCCGCAGAAAACCCUGAUCAAGCUUGCCAGGCAUUAUGGCCUGACGUCGCAGUCGCAGGUGUCUAAUGUGGCAUAUCGCAUUUCACUGGACCUCUAUCGUACUUUUGCCCCAAUCAAGCAGACUGCCUCAACUAUGGCUUUUACCUGUCUAGAAUUGGCAGGUCGUCUGCUGGACCAGCGCAUUGAGGCGGUCGAAAUGGGCGUAGACUAUGAGAAGUGGAAAACCAGCCGUGAAGAAGUAAUGGAAACCCUCUUUGACCUACUGGAGCUGUAUACCCACAGUCGCGGCUCCACCUCAGUCGGCCCUCAUUUCCCAGCCGAUCGAUUCCUCACGGUCCGUAUUCCAUUGAACAAAGAGGCAGAAACCCAAGGACUCCCUCGUUACACACACUGGGUUAAUGAGUCGGGAGACCCCAAAGCUACCAAUGGCGCAAACAGCGGCAAGGAGUCUGCCCUGGAGAAAGCAGGCACCAGGCUGCAUCCGCUUACACCUGUCGCUGCCAAUGGGGAAAGACCCAGAGCUGGCGAGAAAGGCCGGGAUGGAGCCGUGCGCUUUAUGCUCGACACAGAGUGUGCGGAUGCAGAGAAGGCGCGUGUCUCCGAGUAUUUCAAGAUCGAAAUGGAAGAGUACGAAGUGGAAGAAUGA